This is a messenger RNA of Poecilia reticulata (guppy), 1904 nucleotides long. Lineage: Eukaryota; Metazoa; Chordata; Actinopteri; Cyprinodontiformes; Poeciliidae. The record is from RefSeq and is a predicted model, not a curated record.
ACCUGAGGUGAGCGGGUCCAGCAGUCUGGUCUCUGAAGGUUCUGGAGGAUCCAGGAAGCUCGUGGAUCCGGAUCUCUGGAGGGAACCAGGAGAUUCCUGCGGAUCCGACAAGCUGCUGCUGCAAACGGGAAGCUUGUCGGAUCCGAGGAGACGCCAAAGUUCUGUCAGAUGUUCUGACCAUUCAGAACCGGUUCUGUAGACCAACAUCCGCUUCACUGAUCUGGAGCUGGAGGAAUGCAACUAGUAAUUAGUUACUUGGUUAAGGUGUAAUUAAGUACAUUUUACCUGAACUUUGAGACGUUUACGUGAACAUGAGUUUUUUUCUGAGUGAAAUAUUUUAUUGUUACAUUUGAUGGGAUGAAAACUGCAGGAAACCUUUUAAACUGCACAAAAAUUCAUUUGCUAUAAUUUUUAUUCCACUUAGAAGCUCUAAAGUUUGAGAUCAAUAUGUUUCCUUUGUUAAAUCUAAAAACUUUCUGCUCAUCAAACAGCAACUUACGUUUAAAUUUCAGUAAUAUUUUGCACUGUUAACAUUCCGUGUAGAAGUAUUUUCUUUUUCAAAGUAAUUGUACUUUUAGAUUAUUUCUGAAGCUGCAGAUUCUCCGAUGAAUCAUCAAUCAGCUGUUAUUCUCCUUCCGGUCCACCAGGCGGCGCUGCUGCACCGAAACGGCUCAUGUCAGAAGAAGACAGUCAGUCCAAAGUCUGAUCUGCCUGUUUGGAUUCAGAACUUUCUGGGAUUCCUGGUGGACCGAAGCAGCGCUAUGAACAGGCUGAAGCUCAUCUCCGGACACCUGAGUCCCGGCGGCUCCGCGGCGCCGCUGCCCGACCUACGGAGCUCCGACUGCGGCUGCGCGGCGCCCAGCCCCGAGGACGAGGUGGUGGUGGUCCACGGCCGGAGGACCGCGAUCGGAAAGGCCAAGAAAGGAAGUUUUAAGGACACCACGCCGGACGAGCUGCUGAGCGCCGUGAUGACGGCCGUCCUGGAGGACGUGGGACUGUCCCCGGACCAGCUGGGGGACGUCUGUGUGGGAAACGUUCUGCAGCCUGGAGCCGGAGCGCUGAUGGCCCGAGUGGCUCACUUCCUCAGCGGUUUUCCAGAGAAGGUUCCGGUUUACACGGUGAACAGGCAAUGUUCCUCUGGCCUGCAGGCGCUGCUCAACAUCGCAGGAUCCAUCCGGAGCGGAUCCAUCCAGCUGGGCCUGGCCUGCGGAGUGGAGAGCAUGUCGCUCCGAUCCAUGGGGGAUCCAGGAGAUCUGAGCUCCGGACUGUCGGCCAACGCCAAGGCGAGGGACUGCCUGAUCCCCAUGGGCGUGACGUCGGAGAACGUCGCUGAGCGGUUCCGAGUUUCCCGGCAGCAGCAGGACGCCUUCGCUCUCGACUCGCAGAUCAAGGCGGCCCGGGCCCGGGACUCGGGGCGGUUCGACCAGGAGAUCGUUCCCGUCUCCGUCACGGUCCGGGACGAGUCGGGCCGGGAGCGGCGGCUGGAGGUCCGGAAGGACGAGGGAAUCCGGGCGGGAACGACCCUGGAGGACCUGGCCCGGCUCCGACCCGCCUUCAAACCCGACGGAACCACCACGGCAGGAAACUCCAGCCAGGUGAGCGACGGGGCGGCGGCGGUUCUGCUGGGCCGCCGGGCCGCCGUGGAGGAACUGGGUCUGCCGGUUCUGGGCGUGCUGCGGGGCAGCGCCGUGGUCGGCGUCCCGCCGCACCUGAUGGGCGUCGGCCCGGCGCUGGCCAUCCCUGCCGCGCUGCAGCAGGCAGGCCUGAAAGUGAACGACAUCGACGUGUUCGAGAUCAACGAGGCGUUCGCCAGCCAGACUGAUUGUCCCUCCAGGCUGAUUGUCCUCCAGGCUGAUUGUCCCUCCAGGCUGAUUGACCUCCAGACUGAUUGUCCUCCAGACUGA